This is a messenger RNA of Penicillium angulare, 1395 nucleotides long. RefSeq lists its product as uncharacterized. Bases 1 to 1395 code for a protein of 464 amino acids. The record is from RefSeq and is a predicted model, not a curated record. Lineage: Eukaryota; Fungi; Ascomycota; Eurotiomycetes; Eurotiales; Aspergillaceae. The transcript is spliced from 2 exons.
AUGUCGACGGCUGUUGCAUCCGCGACUGCGGCGCCGUUAUCCUCGCCGCAUACCACCCGCGAUCCCAGCCCCAAGAAUUGCCCGACACUGGCCCCUCCUCCCCCUCCAGUGAAUUCUUCUCCGCCGCGGGUGGCAGCUUCUCAAGAUGCACCGCCCCAAGGAACCCCCGAGAACACACGCCCAUCAUCGCCAUCACAAGGUAGCGCAGGUCCGAAAAUCACCGUGAAGAAGGAACCGGGCUCGCCGCCGCGCAUGAGUCGCCCUCGUCCCCGCAAACUAGACCUCUCCACCAGUCUUCCUUCUUCAAGCGGCCUCUCCGUCCGACCACCAGGAGGCCCCAUGACCGCUCGCGAUGGUGUCAGUAUGCAACAUGUGGGCUUGGCUUGCUUGUCGCCAGGCUUUCAAACCCACGAUCCAGUGAUGAGAGAGCAACUCCAGCGUAGCCUCUCCGUUCGUGAUCAGCAGCGCUCGAUAAUCGAGUCUCGAUUGCAGAAGUCAGCCAAGGACGAUGGACCCGACGGUAUCAGGCCUUCUAUAGCAGGAUUUAUGGGAAUGCCGCCAAAGAGCAGCUCCAAGCGACGACCCCCACCAGGCCUUUCGAUUGUUGCGCCUUCAGCAUCACAAUUCGCAAAUGAACGUGUAAUUCAGUCCGCCCCAUUGCACCAGAGUUUUACUGGUCGACACCAACCCCAACCUUUGACCCGCCAUGUCGUCAACCAGAGCCCGACUCUAGGUUCCACGUCUCACUUGCACCAGCUGCCGGCCACCCAGACCAACAACCGCCUUCCUCCUCUUUCUGAUGUAUUUGGGUCCGAUGCGCUCGGUCCUCGGGAUAGAGAGCCUGGCCACCAGAGCUUCUACGUGAAUGCAUCGAGCACCAACUCUUCACAGUCUAACUUGGCCCCUCUGCCUUCUCCAGGACUACCAGGCAACAUGUCCGGAACACCAGGUCGCCCACGUGAAUAUCGAUCUGCGGAAGAAGCAGUCCAAGAACUGUCUGGUGGUCGGGAAGAGCUACUGCCCCGGAUUGUGCACUAUGGAGGACACCAACCACCUACCCCGCCAUCUCCACACACCAUGCACACAGUCCCGAAGACUGCACCUCUGGUCAGCGAAGGGAGUUUCCCUGGUAUCUCUUUAGCCCCUGUGAUGCAGGCUGCCGAUACUACUGCGCGUCGCCGCCCUCGCAGCGAAUACGAAAAUGACAAUGGAAGCCCUCCAUUAGGACAUGGUCCAGAUCCUCACUAUCGGCCAAAUCCCGCUACUAUGCCUGGUCCCAAUUCCACAUUCCACGGACCCUUUGGUGCAGGCAGAGAUUCUCCCGAGACUCAACGCAAGAAGAAGGAUGAGUUCCUUGGUCUCUGUGCUCGGGCAUGGGAUCUUUUCCACUCCUAA